UCCUCCUCUCUCUACUCCUCCAGCCUACCUCCUAACAGCCACGCCACCUACCAUCAGUACUGCUGUCCCGCGCGCCUCCGCCUGCCCAAGCCUCCCUGCGCCCUGCCCCCCGCCAAGCACCACGAGCAGGCAAGAGAGGAGGAAGAUGACGACAUCGCCCAUCAGUUCUGUUGCCCCGCCUCCGAGUGCAGUAGCCCCUCCUCUAGGUAACCAGGGGCGACCGCGUGCCACUUCCCCGCCCGUCUCUCCCCGUGUGGAGGGCGAUCCUCAGUGUCCAGAGGCGCUCACUUUUUCUGAUUCGUCCUUUGGCCAUCCGCCUCCCUUUCAUCGCUAUACCAACAGCCCCCUCACCAGCCCCUGCGACCCCUACAGCUCCCCCUCCACCAGCGGGCCCCUGGGAGCCUCCCACACGCACACACAGGGUAGCUCUCCCAUCUCUCCCCCCAGCCCGGCUAGCCUUGCCUGGGCUCAGCGCAGCCGACACCAGCCGGCCAGCCUGGCGCUCCGCAAGCAAGAGGAGGAGGAGAGCAAACGCUGCAAGGCUCUAUCCGACAGCUAUGAGCUCUCUACAGACCUCCAGGACAAGAAGGUGGAGAUGCUGGAGAGGAAGUACGGGGGCCAGUUUGUGUCCCGACGGGCGGCGAGAACGAUCCAAACGGCGUUCAGGCAGUACCGCAUGAACAAAAACUUUGAGAGGCUUCGCAGCUCCGCCUCGGAGAGCAGGAUGACGCGCCGCAUCAUCCUGUCCAACAUGAGGAUGCAGUACUCUUUUGAUGACCGUCAGCAGCAGGGUCAGGGGUCAGCAGGUCAGCAAGGGUCAGACGACGCAGGAGACAUGGACGACUCCUUCUCUAAGCAGGUGAAGUCCUUGGCCGACUCCAUGGACGACUCCCUCACCUGCCAGUCCGGUCGUGAAGACUCGCAGGACGCAGGAGGGGAGGGAGAGGAGGACGAGGAGGAGGACGAGGAGGAGGGAGACGAAGAAGAGGAAGAGGAAGAGGAGGAGGAGGAAGAGGAAGACGAGGACGAAGAUUACAGAGAGUGUGCGUGGCGCAGCGCCAACCCAUCCUCCCGACGCUUGGCAGGCCGGGUGGGAGGGAGAGGUGUGGGAGGAGGUGCCGCCAUGCACGAGGACAGCACCGCCACCUCCUUCAGCGAUGUCACCCUCUACAUGGACGAGGGCUGCCUCCCCUCCUCGCCGCUCUCCCGCCCGCCAUCCUCGCCGCUCUCCCGCCCCGCCUCCAGCUCCGACACAGAGUACUGGGGAGGAGGAGGAGGAGGGGGAGGCGGUGUAGGGGUGAGGGAGGACAGUAGAGAGACAGAGGGAGGCAGCAGCGCCAGCCGAAGGAGCAGCACCCCCUGCACAGAGUGUCGAGGGGAGUACAGAGGGAGAGCAGGAGGAGGAGGAGGAGGAGGAGGAGGAGCGCACCUCCCUGUCCUGACUGUUGAACCACCCAGUGACAGCUCAGUGGACAUGAGUGACAGACAUGACAUACAGCGGCACUGUUGUACUGAUGGAAGACAAACAAAAAAAGGCCGGUCUCUGACGAAAGCCUGGUUCUCUCUGCAGUUUGAGAAUUUACGAUAUGUGAAUGUGUACAUGUCUGCGUUUAUGUUAUGCCUCUGUGUCGGACUGCAGGUGAAGUCCUUGGCCGACUCCAUGGACGACUCCCUCACCUGCCAGUCCGGUCGUGAAGACUCGCAGGACGCAGGAGGGGAGGGAGAGGAGGACGAGGAGGAGGACGAGGAGGAGGGAGACGAAGAAGAGGAAGAGGAAGAGGAGGAGGAGGAAGAGGAAGACGAGGACGAAGAUUACAGAGAGUGUGCGUGGCGCAGCGCCAACCCAUCCUCCCGACGCUUGGCAGGCCGGGUGGGAGGGAGAGGUGUGGGAGGAGGUGCCGCCAUGCACGAGGACAGCACCGCCACCUCCUUCAGCGAUGUCACCCUCUACAUGGACGAGGGCUGCCUCCCCUCCUCGCCGCUCUCCCGCCCGCCAUCCUCGCCGCUCUCCCGCCCCGCCUCCAGCUCCGACACAGAGUACUGGGGAGGAGGAGGAGGAGGGGGAGGCGGUGUAGGGGUGAGGGAGGACAGUAGAGAGACAGAGGGAGGCAGCAGCGCCAGCCGAAGGAGCAGCACCCCCUGCACAGAGUGUCGAGGGGAGUACAGAGGGAGAGCAGGAGGAGGAGGAGGAGGAGGAGGAGGAGCGCACCUCCCUGUCCUGACUGUUGAACCACCCAGUGACAGCUCAGUGGACAUGAGUGACAGGUCAGAGCGAGGCUCUAUCGGACGCCUGGUGUAUGAACAGGAGCCGUCAGGAGUCGAGAGGGAGAGGAGGGGAGGAGGAGGAGGAGGAGGAGGAGGAGGGGAAGGAGAGAGUGGAGAGGAUGAGCGAGGGGGAGGAAGCAGCGGAGCCAACUCUCCACAGGGAACGAUCAAACACAAACCAAACGGCCGCUCGGUCGCCACGGCGCAGGGACAGACUCGCAGCCCCGCCAACGUCCCUUUACCGAUGCCUUCAGCCCGGGCCCUGCCUCCACACCCGCUCCCUCACCCACUCCAACACCCCCACGCGCACCCUCACCCGUCGCCCAUCCCCCACUUACCCACCAUCCUCCACCACCACCCGCAGUACAGCCAGCCGCACAUCAUGCACAUGCACCACGUGCACGGCGGCAGCCCUUACAUCCAGAACGCCCAUCACUUCGCCCAACACCACUACCACCACCUGCACCACCAACACCACCACCUCCCCCACGGUUACCCAGAACCCCCUUCUUCCCCACUGCCCUCCCCGGUUCCACCACUCACACCUCUCUCACCCCUGCCGCCGCCGCUCACGCCCUCACCGCUCUCCUCCUCCUCCUCCUCUGCGCUCCAAAACAUGGAGGCGCAGCAGCACCACGCCCACCACCCCCACCUCCACCACCACCACCUGCUGUGCUCGGACGGAGACAACGAGAGCGUCAACUCCACCACCACCAACUCCAACGACGACACGACGGUCAACAACUGCAGCUCCGGCUCCUCGUCGCGCGACAGCCUGAGAGAGCCAGUGGGAGGAGCCUCCCUGGGGAAGCAGACCUAUCAGAGAGAGAGCCGCCACAGCUGGGACUCGCCCGCCUUCAACAACGACGUGGUGCAGCGGCGGCAAUACCGCAUCGGACUCAACCUGUUCAACAAGAAGCCGGAGAAGGGGAUCCAGUACCUGAUCGAGAGGGGCUUUGUGUCGGACACGCCGGUGGGCAUCGCCAGGUUCAUCCUGGAGAGGAAAGGACUGAGUCGGCAGAUGAUCGGAGAGUUCCUGGGCAGCCGUCAGCAGUUCAACAAGGACGUCCUUGACUGUGUUCUGGAUGAGAUGGAUUUCUCAGGGAUGGAUCUUGACGACGCUCUGAGGAAGUUCCAGGCUCAGAUAAAAGUUCAGGGUGAAGCUCAGCGUGUGGAGCGACUGGUGGAGGCCUUCAGUCAGCGGUACUGUGUUUGUAACCCGGUGCUGAUCCGGCAGUUCCAGAAUCCAGACACCAUCUUCAUCCUGGCCUUCGCGAUCAUCCUCCUCAACACGGACAUGUACAGCCCCAACGUCAAGCCGGAGAGGAAGAUGAAGCUGGAGGACUUCAUCAAGAACCUGCGGGGAGUUGAUAACGGGCAGGACAUCCCCAGGGACCUGCUGGUGGCGAUCUAUGGCAGAAUCCAGAAAUGGGAGCUGAGGACCAACGAUGACCACGUGUCUCAGGUCCAAGCCGUGGAGAGGAUGGUGGUCGGCAAGAAGCCUGUGCUGUCACUGCCUCAUCGCAGGUUGGUCUGCUGCUGUCAGCUGUUCGAGGUUCCAGAUCCAAACAGAGCUCAGAGGAGCGGCGUCCACCAGAGAGAAGUCUUCCUGUUCAACGACCUGCUGAUGGUGACAAAGAUCUUCCAGAAGAAGAAGACUUCAGUGACGUACAAUUUCAGACAAUCAUUUCCCCUGCUGGACAUGCAGGUCCACACCUUCCAAAACACCUACUACCCGCACGGUAUCAGACUCACGUCGGCGAACCCCGGGGGAGAGAGGAAGGUGCUGAUCGUCUUCACGGCGCCGAGCCAGCAGGACCGAGCACGCUUCACCUCCGACCUCCGAGAGAGCAUCGCAGAGGUCCAGGACAUGGAGAAGUACAGGGUGGAGUGUAAGUGUGGUAGUAACAUUGCAGCGGUCACAACUGUUUUGCUCACUACGCACGCAGCGUUCAUAGUGAGCGUAGAGGGCCCCGCAAAUGAAGUAGGGCCCCGCCUGACUCUUGUGUCAAACCGGGUGUCGAUGUUUACAAUCAUUCAGGGCACGAGAAGAGGAAAAAAAACUCAGUCAGCAAACAACAGUAACGUUAAGUUUGUGCGGUGA
Molecule: messenger RNA, 4369 nt
Organism: Micropterus dolomieu (smallmouth bass)
Lineage: Eukaryota; Metazoa; Chordata; Actinopteri; Centrarchiformes; Centrarchidae
Product: IQ motif and SEC7 domain-containing protein 2-like
Exons: 16
Coding region: 146-4369 (1407 amino acids)
Biological process (GO): actin cytoskeleton organization; regulation of ARF protein signal transduction
Molecular function (GO): guanyl-nucleotide exchange factor activity; protein binding
Source: RefSeq, a predicted model, not a curated record